AUGUCGGCCAUCUUGUCCGCCGACGACCUCAACGACUUCAUUUCUCCCGGUGUCGCCUGUAUCAAACCUGUAGAGACCCUCCCGAAACAACAACCACAAGAGAAUGCCUACGAAGUUACGACCGAAGACAAAAUCGCUGCCGCCGAAGCCCCUCCAGCCAGUAUUUCCUUGACCGAUUGCCUCGCAUGUAGUGGCUGCGUGACUUCAGCAGAGGCCGUCCUCGUCAGUCUGCAGUCACACCAAGAGGUCCUGAACACACUCGACGCAUACCCGGAACUCCGCUUGCCCUGGACUGCUCAAGGCGAGUCCCUGCCCGGCCCCUCGGAUGGGAAGGUCUUUGUCGCAAGCGUGUCACCUCAGACUCGCGCCAGCAUUGCAGCAACAUAUAGUAUUUCUGAGGCUGCUGCCACAAACAUGAUUCAACAACUCCUCUCUGGCCCGGCUGGUCUGCGAUCGGGUGGUUCAAACAACAGUGGCUUUUCCUGGGUCAUUGACACCAACGUCAUGCGCCAGGCUGCUCUGGUCGCUGCAGCCGACGAGGUCAUGGACUCCCUAGCCCCCUCGGCCAAACACACAACCGACUUUAGUGGAUCACGCGCCGAGAAACCGAAGAAGCCUAUCCUCGCCUCUGCCUGCCCUGGUUGGAUCUGUUACGCUGAAAAGACACACCCUCACGCAUUGCCGCACAUGUCACGACUGAAGUCGCCACAAGCCUUGACAGGCACAUUGAUCAAGAGUGUCCUUGCAAGGAAAUAUGGAAUCAACCCCGAGAAUGUAUGGCACAUGGCAAUCAUGCCUUGUUUCGACAAGAAGCUGGAAGCGUCAAGAGAAGAGUUGACGGACAUACACUGGUCUCCCGAUGGCACAAACACCGAGCGCAAGGGCAUCCGUGAUGUUGAUUGCGUAAUCACUGCUCGUGAGCUACUCAUGCUCGCUGAAAGUCGUGGUAUCUCCUUCCCUCAACUACCGCGGAAGCCUCUAUCAAGACAACACCGGACUUCUUUUCCCGACCCUAAACUGGACCGUUUCCUCUUCCCUUCCACUUCUACCUCAAACGGUUCGAGAGAUGCUGGCACUAGUGGUGGAUAUCUCUGGCACGUCAUGCAAACGUAUCGCGCACAACAUCCAGGCAGUCAAAUUACCACUCAACGAGGUCGCAAUGCUGAUGUGGUCGAAUAUACACUGGUCGACUCCGAAAAUGCUGCUAUUGUGAGAACUGCCAGAUAUUACGGUUUCCGCAACAUCCAGAACUUGGUUCGCCGACUUAAGCCUGCACGCGCAUCACGUAUGCCAGGCGCAGCGAGUAGACUCGGUGGUGCUCGCAAGCCUGGUGCAGCGGCGGGAUCGGCAGGAAGUCAGAACAUGAGUGAUUACGCAUAUGUGGAAGUCAUGGCAUGUCCUGGUGGCUGCACAAAUGGCGGCGGUCAAAUAAAGGUUGGGGAUGUAGGAGCUCUGGCAGGCAGUGGUGUAGAGAAUGGAGGCGAUCAGAUAGUCGCGCCUCAACAGAAAGAAUGGUUGCAAAGGGUGGAUGAAGCAUACUUUUCAUCAUCGUCUGCGUCGUCAUCGCCAGCGCCCUCAGACACAGAAGACGAGGGCGCCGAGGAUGUAGAUGAUGGAUCCGCAGUCACAACAGCAAAUUCAUCUGCCAAUGGCGAUGUUGAGCUGGAAGACGCAGAAGAUGCUUCGUUGGUGGAUGGUAUCUCGCACUCGAAGAUUAAGGACAUCUUUUCACAUUGGUCCGAACUUACGGGCGUGGCGACGGAUAAGCUAGUGUAUACCUCCUACCGCAAGGUGGAGAGUGAUAUUGGCAAAAGCACCACUGAUGUAGAAAGAGUGGCUGGUCUUGCCAGUACUAUUGGUGGUGGAUGGUAG
Molecule: messenger RNA, 1872 nt
Organism: Aureobasidium namibiae CBS 147.97
Lineage: Eukaryota; Fungi; Ascomycota; Dothideomycetes; Dothideales; Saccotheciaceae
Product: cytosolic Fe-S cluster assembly factor NAR1
Exons: 1
Coding region: 1-1872 (623 amino acids)
Biological process (GO): iron-sulfur cluster assembly
Cellular component (GO): cytosolic [4Fe-4S] assembly targeting complex
Molecular function (GO): 4 iron, 4 sulfur cluster binding
Source: RefSeq, a predicted model, not a curated record